Messenger RNA from Lacerta agilis (Sand lizard), 1935 nucleotides. RefSeq names its product peptidylprolyl cis/trans isomerase, NIMA-interacting 1 (gene PIN1). Gene Ontology annotation, cellular component: nucleus; cytosol. The record is from RefSeq and is a predicted model, not a curated record. The coding region runs from base 77 to 553 and encodes 158 amino acids. Gene Ontology annotation, molecular function: protein binding; peptidyl-prolyl cis-trans isomerase activity. Lineage: Eukaryota; Metazoa; Chordata; Lepidosauria; Squamata; Lacertidae. The transcript has 4 exons.
CGCCUGCGCCGCCGCCGUUGCUAGGCGAAGGUGGGCGUGGCCGGCUCUGCGCUUGUGCUCUGUGAGGCGAGGCAAGAUGGCGGAGGAGGAGAAGCUUCCCGCGGGCUGGGAGAAGCGCAUGAGCCGCAGCUCCGGGCGUGUGUAUUAUUUCAACCAUAUUACAAAUGCCAGCCAAUGGGAACGCCCCACUGGAAACAGCAAGAAUGGACAGGGAGAGCCGACUAAAGUGCGGUGCUCACAUCUCUUGGUGAAACAUAACCAGUCUAGGAGACCUUCAUCAUGGAGGGAGGAUAAGAUCACCCGGAGCAAGGAGGAGGCCCUGGAGCUAAUUAAUGGCUACAUCCAGAAGAUUAAAUCUGGGGAAGACUUUGAAUCCUUAGCUUCACAAUUCAGUGACUGCAGCUCAGCCAAGGCAGGAGGAGACCUGGGUGCUUUUGGAAGGGGUCAAAUGCAGAAACCUUUUGAAGAUGCCUCGUUUGCGCUGAGGCCUGGCGAGAUGAGCGGACCAGUAUUCACAGAUUCAGGGAUCCAUAUCAUCCUACGUACAGAGUGAAAGUGCCUUGGCGCGACACACUUGGAAAGGAAAGGGUGGCGGGGGAAAGGAACAAGAGAACCUUUAUUCCAACCCCUCUGUGUGCUCUCUAUCCCCGAACAAACUCCAUAUCUAGCUUUUCAAUUUUUUUAUAUAUAUAUGGAAAAACACACCCCUUGUUUUCAUAUCUCAAUGCCUCCUUUGGCACCUCAACGCAAUGUCUUUCCCCACCUGUAGAGAUGCAUGGUUAGCCGAGGCAGAAAAUGCAUUUGAAACUAAGGGACAGCAGCAUCUUUCAUAGGCACAAGUGAGGAGGAUGUUUUAAAGGAAAUAAAUAAACAAACCCACAGCCACUUGAGUCUGAUAUUGACGAUUUCUCCAGUUCAGGAGACACGCCUGUGCUGCAGGGUCAUACUUCAAUGCUUUCUCUCCACAUCCAACUUGUAAUAGAGUUAUUUAUUACAGGGCUCCACUGAUGGUGGCAAAACUUAGCUCUUGGUGUUUUAGAUAGAAAGAAAAUAUAUUCCACUAGUGUCCUUGUUUAGGUUAAAACGUAAUGCCUCCUCCCCCUACCCUCUUCUCUCGCUUGGAAUUCAGGGCAUUGAGUUUUCCAGUUGACCAAUCAUUGCUGAAUUGCUCUUGGAGCCGUAAUGAAAGCCAUUAUUCUGCAGUAUGGCCUGGCAGAUUCCCUUUGAAUUGUGAAUUCAAAUAAUAUAUAUGGUGCCCUAACUGAGCUAGGGUAAUCCGUGCAUGGAGCCCCUGGGCUUCCCCAUUCACUUCCAUAGAGAGGAAAUUUCCCAUGUGUGCAAAGGGAUGUGCAGGUGGCAUUGCCCCCUCCAUGGAAGUGCAUGGAAGAGAACUGCUUGUGUGGGAAUUCGGUGCGGGUGUCUGAGCAUGCCCAGGGCUCUGGAUCCAGAGGCCCAACAUUUAACCUGCCAUGUGUUUCAUGUUGACUUAAAACUUGAAGAUGCCUUUUAAGGACAAGCAAAGACUUUAGCCAUUGAUGCCCUUCCCAUUCAGCUCUCCCCCCUCCCCAAAUUUAUACCUGUGUAAAAUUAUAUUACAAUUAAUUGUAUGUUAACCAUUCCUGUGUGCAGUUCUUGCUGUUGAAAUGCCUCCCCAAAGGAAGACCGUUGGACAUAGACUUCCAGGUUUUUUUCCCUUUUGCUUUUUUUCAAAGAGGCAGGUCAUGAUCCAUUUGUGGUUUAAGAAUACUGUAAAGUCACCCUUUCAGUUAUGCUACGUUGCUUUCUGUUAACUAAGAUCAGUAAGAUUCCUACCAAGUUCCUCGCUUUUGGUCUGAUGCAAGCAAGCUUUGUGUGUGUACAUAGAUGUAUAGAGAGAGUGUGUUUGAGUUCUCUUAUGCAAGAAGAAUUAAAAAACCCCUCACCUGUUAAACAUCA